AUGUCGAUGUCGUUGGCUGCAAAGCAGCAGCAGCGGAAAGCUGCCAGAAACCUGCGUGCUCCUCUUUCUUGUGGUCCCUGCCGCGCUCGGAAGCUGAAAUGUAACCGCGAAGAGCCCUGUCAGAAUUGUACAGUGAGGAAAGAGACACAUUCAUGUGUCUACGGUGGCUCCAGGUGUAACAUCAGCAAAAAUGGCGCUGGAGCUGCUUCAGUCAUUCGACCCCUGCACGUCGAGAGUAUGCAGAAAAGAAUUGACCGGUUAGAGGCUCUUGUAACUAGCCUAGCCUCCAAAGGACAAGACCUUGGGGAGCCUAGAGUUACGCCUCCUAGGGACACAAUGCCCAAUGGAUCCAAAACGGACACCAAAUCAGCAGACCCCCAAUGGGGUAAUGAUCAUUCUUUUGAUGAGAUCCGCCAUGGGGUGGGAGUAAUGAAAGUCAGCGAGAGUCAUUCGGAGUAUAGAGGAACCACCCACUGGGGCGAUGUCUUUCAGGAGCUGAACGAACUCAAAAAUGUAUGGGGUCAAGUCCAAGAGGAACAGGAUUCCAUAAACCUGCAUACAGCUUUCUCCGGCCCUGCCGGUGGACCUCCUUUGCUGUACGGCCCAGUUAAACCGGUUUCAUUCGAGGAAUUGCUUGCAUCGGUACCUGCAAGGCCUGCUCUGGAUAAGCUUAUCGAGAAAUUCUUCGACGAGAAGGAUUCUCCUGUGCCGACUUUCCACAUGCUACACAAACCUACGUUCAUGCAACAGUAUGAAGAACAUUGGAAAACCCCCAAAGCUACCAAGCCCAUGUGGCUAGGACUCCUCUUCUCCGUGCUUAGUUUAGUUAUGUUGUCAUAUCACCUGCUUGAAGAAGAGCCACCGGAAUAUGAGGGUGAUUCGGAUUCCUUAUCUGAACUAUAUCGUUUGAGGACAACCCAAUGCGUGAUGUUGGCCGAUGUCACUAAAUGCGUACCCUAUACGCUUGAGACACUGGUAUUUAAUGCAAUAGUAGAACAAGCUCGGAAGAGCGAUGGUGGGAAUGGUGUAUGGACGAUGUUUGGGCUGAUUACUCGCAUUGCCUUGCAGAUGGGUUAUCAUAGGUUAGCAGCUUGCGACGACCCUCCAAGAACUUUGCUUACUUCUAUCAACAGAGAUCCGUCGCAGUAUCCAGAAAUUUCCCCUCUCCAGGGCGAGAUGAGACGUCGCGUCUGGUUCUUUGUCGUCCGGCUCGAUGGUUUAUUGUCUUUUCAGGUCGGCCUACCAAGCAAUAUCAGAAAAGAAUUCUAUGAUACGGAACAGCCCCGAAAUAUACACGACUGGGAGUUAUAUGAGGGUAUGACCGAACUGCCUCCGUCAAGGCCAAAUUCGGAAGUGACACCUAUCUCGUACCUCCUGGCAAAGAAUAGAAUUCUACGCUCCUUGGGGGAGAUAGCUCACCUUCUCAGCGCCCUGGGGCCGUACUCUUACGAUGCGGUUCUCAAACUAGACGAUGACCUCGCACAAUCUCAGACAGAAGUCCCCCCCUACCUUCAGAUGCGGCCGCUCGAGGAAUCAAUGGACGACGCUCCUUCGCUCAUUAAUAGAAGGAUACAGCUUGAGAUUCUUUUUCAUCAAGGAAUGUGUGUUCUGCAUCGGAAAUUCAUGGCACAGGGCAGGCUCGACGGAAGGUUUGAGCCUUCUCGCAAUCGGUGUAUUCGAUCUGCCUUAUCGCUACUAUCAUUGCAGCAUUUUCUUUUCCAACAAGCACAGGCAACAACGAAAGAUAUGGUUCGGUCUACACGCCAUUGGUAUAGAUUCUCGUACACGAGUCAAGAUUUUAUCCUUGCGGCGAUGAUUCUUUGCUUAGAACUACGACACAGAAGGGUGGCAGAAGCGGCCAAUGUCCGCCUAACGCCCGAAUCCGACGAUGAACAACAAGGAUCCAUGGUGCUCUCUCUCCAGAAGGCUUCUCGGGCCUGGAACGUGGCUCAGGGGAGCUUGCGUGAAGCCCGAAAAGUUUACCGUGUUCUCUCCCACAUGCUCGAAAUGCUUGGAAUUUUUGAGGAUGAUAAUUCUAAGGUGUUGGAAGCCGCAGUUAUAACUCCGCCCGAUCCAGCGCAGUUACUUCCUCCUCAGGAUUCUCCAUUGUUCGUGGACGGACAAAUCCCUGUCCCUGAAGCUGAUUUUAACAUUGACUGGGCUAUGUGGGAUUCUUUCAUUGAAGGAACUAGCUUCGAUGAUGUUUACGGGGCUAUGCUCACCCCACCAACAACAAAUUCCAUGAAUACGGGGAGUUUCCAGUUUGAACUUGACCAGUUGAAUAGCGACCUGCCAUUGCAAGGAGCUACAUUUCCUCCAAUCGAAUAG
Messenger RNA from Venustampulla echinocandica, 2328 nucleotides. RefSeq lists its product as uncharacterized. NCBI's taxonomy places the organism in Eukaryota, Fungi, Ascomycota, Leotiomycetes, Helotiales, Pleuroascaceae. Gene Ontology annotation, molecular function: DNA binding; DNA-binding transcription factor activity, RNA polymerase II-specific; zinc ion binding. Gene Ontology annotation, biological process: regulation of DNA-templated transcription; DNA-templated transcription. The record is from RefSeq and is a predicted model, not a curated record. The coding region runs from base 1 to 2328 and encodes 775 amino acids. The transcript is spliced from 5 exons. Gene Ontology annotation, cellular component: nucleus.